ACAGAGGUUCCGAAUGUGUGUAGUUCCGGUCCACUCUCUGUGUGCGCCCCAUCUUUCUUUUCGUUAAAAUAGCACUCUUAUUUAAAACAAGCCAGUUAGCCCUUACGAUUAAUUAUCGUUACUGUCUCUUGGCUCUCAGUCCGGUCGGGCCGGUGGAAGAUACUGUGUCCUAAGCCUUUAGUGUAUGUACAGCGAAGUGAACCUGCUGUUUGUUUUCAGGGUUCAAUAUGGACAGCAAUCCAGAGUCCGAAGAAAGCACGAACCGGUCCGACCUGGUGUCUGAGGACGGCAAGAACAGCAAGUCUGUCGUGUGUCAGCGCUGCGGAUCCAAGGUGCUCUGCCCGGGGAUGGCUGUGUUUGCAGAAAAAGAGCUGUUCCUACCAUCCAUGCGGAAAAAGAGCGGCCUCAGCACCACGGAGGGCUCGGUGGACGGGGACACUCUGACCGCCCACUGGUUUGUGGACGACAUGUACACUUUUGAGAAUGUGGGCUUCACUAAGGACGUGGGGAGAAUUAAGUAUCUCAUCUGUGCAGAUUGUGAGAUUGGACCAAUCGGCUGGCACUGUUUGGAUGACAAGAAAAGUUUCUACGUGGCUGUGGAAAGGGUGAAUCAUGCAUAGUCUAAAAUGCAAGUGAGCACACAUGAACUUUAAAAAAUGUGUUUGCAGGCUAUGCUUCUUUUCAUGGAUUUACUCCCAGAGUUGACCCCAAACUAAUCCAUCACACACAUGUACAUUGUUCAUGAUAACUGACUGUGUCACUCUCAUUCUCCUCUAUCCCACUCACAACAUCUUGAUCUAAUAAAGAUGUUUUUGGGAAGUUGA
Messenger RNA from Cottoperca gobio, 824 nucleotides. RefSeq names its product RAB interacting factor (gene rabif). Gene Ontology annotation, cellular component: membrane; cytosol. The coding region runs from base 228 to 620 and encodes 130 amino acids. Lineage: Eukaryota; Metazoa; Chordata; Actinopteri; Perciformes; Bovichtidae. The transcript is spliced from 2 exons. Gene Ontology annotation, molecular function: guanyl-nucleotide exchange factor activity; zinc ion binding. Gene Ontology annotation, biological process: small GTPase-mediated signal transduction; post-Golgi vesicle-mediated transport. The record is from RefSeq and is a predicted model, not a curated record.